Molecule: messenger RNA, 774 nt
Organism: Dichomitus squalens LYAD-421 SS1
Lineage: Eukaryota; Fungi; Basidiomycota; Agaricomycetes; Polyporales; Polyporaceae
Product: HET-domain-containing protein
Exons: 2
Source: RefSeq, a predicted model, not a curated record
AUGUGGCUCCUCUGCACAGGCCGUGCCGAACUGCAUCACUUUGAUCGCCCUGAUGAGGUCGAGGGUGGUUACGCCAUCCUCUCCCAUGUCUGGGAUUCCGAUGAGAAGUCGUUCCAAGACAUGCAGGAUUUACGAAAGAGAUGCGAGGCAGAUGGGACUGUACCUCGCGACCACGCCUCCGAUAAGAUCCGUGAGUCGUGCAUCAUUGCUGAACGGCACGGGCACAAGUGGAUCUGGAACGACACCUGCUGCAUCGACAAGAGCAGUAGUUCGGAACUCUCGGAAGCCAUUAAUUCAAUGUAUCGAUACUAUUCCUUGGCAAGGGCAUGCUACGCAUAUCUUCGAGACGUCUCUAGGAACAGCCGGGGAGAGUUGUGCGCAGAUCGCUCAGACUUCCGAGAGAGCAAAUGGCAUAGAAGAGGCUGGACGCUACAAGAGCUCAUCGCGCCUGGGCUUCUAGUAUUCUUGUCGAAAGAAUGGGAAGAACUGGGCACGAAGAUGGAGCUGGCCGAACUACUGCAAGACAUCACGACCGUACCCUCGGCGGUUCUUCGAAUGGAGGCUCCGGUAUCUAGCAUGAGCGUAGCCUGUCGCCUCUCCUGGGCUGCAGGACGCGAGACGAGACGUUUGGAAGAUCAGGCGUACUGCUUGAUGGGCAUUUUCGACAUCCACAUGCCCACUCUUUACGGGGAAGGCCAACACGCGUUCCAUAGACUUCAGGAGGAGAUCAUGAAGAAUUCCACGGAUACCUCGCUCUUUGCCUGGGACAGUGAU